AAUUAAAUGACCAAUGAUGAUUAGAAAUGGAGUCGUGUCAGAGGGAAUUUAAAAAUGUCUGGGUUCCAGUCUAUUAUUCUAUAUUGUAAAUUCCAUUCCCAAUAAGUCUCAUCCUUCAACUGAUUAAACAAUUUUGGCUUAUCCAUUCGAGGAUUCAUUUCCCGGUUCAGUCCAGCAUGCAUCUAUAGAUUAUAUUAAAGCAUUUAAAUAAACUUCAUCGUUAGAUCAGACAGGAUGUUACGCAGUUUCUCGCGAUUUGGAUCUGAUAAAUGUACUCGUUUUCUCUACACGUCUUGUUAUGUUAAUACACCUAAAAUUCAACCAUGCAAAUCCUCACAGUUAUUGAAGUCAUAUUUUGAACUUGGACGAUUCGCUAGACCAACGGGCACGUGGCUGUUAUACCUUCCUUGCACGUGGAGCAUUGCUCUAGCUGCACCACCGGGUCACUUGCCAGAUAUUUAUAUGCUGACCCUAUUUGGCGUUGGCUCCAUUUUGAUGCGAAGUGCGGGUUGUACAAUAAAUGAUAUGUGGGAUAAAAAAUACGACAUGCUUGUCAAACGCACAAAGGAUCGUCCACUAGCGUCAGGUUCACUAACCUUUCCCCAGGCGUUAUUGUUUCUUGGUGUUCAGCUAGCGACAUCGCUUGUAAUAUUAUUGCAAUUGAACUGGUACAGUGUAUUUCUUGGUAUCCUGUCAUUGGUUCCUGUCAUCACGUAUCCUCUGUUCAAACGUAUUACUUACUGGCCGCAGCUUGCACUUGGCUUAACAUUGAACUGGGGUGUUUGGCUUGGGUAUUCUGCUAUAAAUGGUUUUUGCCUUUUCCCCGUGUGCACUCCUUUGUAUUUAGCUGCAGUGUGUUGGACAUGCACGUACGAUACUAUAUAUUCUCAUCAAGAUAUCGACGAUGACAUCCGUGUAGGCGUAAAAUCAACUGCAAUUUUAUUUGGAGAAAAAACGAAGUUAUAUUUGGGCGCUUUUCACAUGGGAAUGACAGCGUGUCUUCUCACUGUUGGAAUUAACGCAAAUGCCGGUUGUCUAUAUUACCUUGGGACCUUCCUUACAAUGCUUCAUAUUGCUCACUUAAUAAGGAAGACGGACCUAAAGAAUCCCAAUUCUUGUUGGCAGACAUUUAAAGAUAGUAAAAAAACUGGCCUUUUGUAUUUUCUUACCAUUGUACUAGACAAAAUAUCACUAUAAGUUUAUUGUUUUUCUAAAUAAUAAAAUUAACCUUUUGUAAAUAUUUUAGGAUUUUCACCUGGCUGUUAUAAAUUGGUUUCCAAUCUCAUUAGGAUCUAUUACUUUUAAAAUCACUUAUAUAAUCAAACUAAUUACUUGACACAGACCUAUGAUAUUUGUGAAGAUUGUGUCUGCUUUCUCUACAAGGAAUUCUUUUAAACGGGAAUAAGUUUUAACUGAGUGUUUAUUGUAAAUUUUGAUACACCGUCAACUGGCAAAUGUAUUGUUACAAAUAGUUUAAAAUUUAACUGUCGAGCUCUGUAAACGAGAUAUCAUACCGUUCUGACCCAAGCAAAGAUCUACUCAAUACAAAUUAUUGCAAUUGAUUUCACUUAUUCUAAAUCAGUCAGUUAUGAAAUAGAAUGAACAAUUAUAAGGCAGUCUUUUUAAGUUAAUCAUAAUUCUUGUUUAUACAAACAAAAUAAUUAAGAAAUAAACAUAGCUG
Molecule: messenger RNA, 1681 nt
Organism: Schistosoma spindalis
Lineage: Eukaryota; Metazoa; Platyhelminthes; Trematoda; Strigeidida; Schistosomatidae
Source: the annotation of a GenBank genome assembly